CUUGAGUUUAAGGAAUUUGAAACCUGUGUGACUGAAGAAAAAGAACAGGGACGGGACAACUUGGUGGGGCUAGAGAAGCAGUUCUGUGAUCAACAACACGGCACGAACACUGGUUUGAAAAUACACUUCCAGCUCCCUCAAAAAAACGUUUUUAACAACUUGAUUGGAGACCGAAAAUGUUGGAGCGACUUUUGCCGUUUUUCGUCACUGUAGUUAAAACAAUGGACUUUCCGCAGUUUCUGCGCUGAGAGAAAACUGCCCGUGAGGUUUUUAUUUUACUUCGGACUGGAGUUAAAACGUCAGUAGGCUGUAGUAGAAGUCAGCAGUGGGAGUAAGCAGAAACAAUUCUAGGACGGUAUCGGGGUAAAGUUUUGAAAUUGUUUUUCGCAACAUAAAAUGAGAAUCAGGGAAGCAGAGGAGUGAUAGCGAGUGGAAGAAAUACCUGUGGAUUUAAAUCGCGAGCAGUCAGUCGGAAGAACAUCCGCUAAACUUUUCAGUGUACAACAAAGAUUUUUAACAGAGCCCGUGAGAGUUAUUGGGAAUGCGGUGACGCGACCUGGAGUUGGAACCGUGAAUUCUGGUGGAAGUGCGCUGCUCCGAGGGACCAGCUAUGGAGAGCGGGUCACAGGGACCGGCGCUGGGGAUACUGUUUGUCGGCGCAUUUUUUAGUUUAGGAUCUGCAAACACUUUGACAGAGCCGCAGUUCAUCCGUAGCCCCGGUAACGUGACGUCGUCGCUUGGGAAGCCUGUAAAAGUGGUGUGUACACUGCAGGGUUGGGGAGGCGAGGACCCCCCUGAUGUGGUCUGGCAGCGGGACGGACAGCCCCUGGAGUACGCUGACACCAACCAAAUACAGGUUCCUGUGGCUUCACGCAGCUGGAUGGUUAUCAGCACACUCAGGAUAGAGAAGGUGCAGCUACCUGACAUGGGUUCUUACCGCUGUGCUGUGAUGUCAGAGGGACACCAAACUCUGUCUGUAGCAGGACACAUUCAUCUAGAAGGUCUUCCUCAUUUCUCUGUGGAGCCUCAGCACCAGUCAGUGGUAGCCAAUGUCUCUCUGAGUCUGCACUGUGUGGCCCACGGCCCCCCGGAGCCCGUCAGAGUCAUCUGGCUGCAGGACGGGGCCCCUCUAAACUCUCUGCAGGACCAUGUUGCCCUGUCCCCCUCUACAGUCAACAUAACAGGUCUGAACAGAACCAGUACUUUCUCCUGUGAGGCGCACAACCGUAAAGGUGUGGCGACAUCAGGCUCUGGGACCAUCACAGUCCUGCCAUCCCAGCCCCAGAGAGUCAGGGCUGUUGACGUCACCAACUCUAGCCUGCUCCUCUCCUGGGAACCUGGCUUUGGAGGAGUCUAUCCUAUAACCCACUGCACCAUACAGGUCAAGCGUUCAGGAGAGGACGUCGGUGUCGGGGGGGUGGAUCACAUGCUCCACAACCAGAAUGUGCACAUCCCACCCGCCAGCCACCUGAUCAGGGAUCUGGAGCCGAAUAGUGGCUACGCAGUGAGGCUUGCCUGUCACACCACCCAGGGGGUGUCAGAUUGGACACACUGGGCCACACUACACACCGCAGAAGGAGUGCCCGACGGACCUCCGGGGAACGUCAGUGGGGUGUUAAAUGGGACAGAAGUGAUGGUCAGCUGGGAGGAACCAGAUGGAAGGAUGAACGGAGACCUACAGGGAUACCUGCUGGAGUACAGCAGCCCCAAUGUGGAACAGGCUGUAGUGGACACGGGCCUCUACACAGAGCUGUCCAUCAACCUGUCCGUCCCUCUGUCUAAUGUGUCCUUCAGGGUGUGUGCCUACACCAAGGCGGGACAGGGGCCAUGGACCCCCCUACACACCCUCACCCUUAUCCCCCCUGAAAUGGGAGAGCUUCAAUCCAGAGAUACCUCCUACCAGCCGCUCUUCUCUUGGCACUGGUGGUAUGUUGUCAUGGCGAUAGCUGUUGCCGUGGCACUAGCAGUCCUAAUGGCAGUGUACGUGGCCAAACUACGGCGGAAGGAGACACGCUUUGGGGAAGUGUUUGAGCCCAUGAUGGAGAGUGGAGAGCUGGUGGUGAGGUACAGAGCACGACGUACAUACAGCCGCAGGACCACUGAGGCCACAUUGAACACCCUCGGCAUCAGUGAUGAGCUGAAACAUAAGCUGCAGGAUGUGAUGGUGGACAGACACAAACUAACCCUGGGAAAGACUCUGGGAGAGGGAGAGUUUGGCUCUGUGAUGGAGGGAGCGUUAACACAUGAGGAGUCUGUGCUCAAAGUGGCUGUGAAGACCAUGAAGAUCGCCAUCUGUACCCGCACUGAGAUGGAAGACUUCCUGACAGAAGCUGCCUGUAUGAAGGAGUUUGACCAUCAGAACGUCAUGAGACUGCUAGGUGUGUGUCUACAGACAGUAGAGAGUGAAGGUUACCCCUCCCCUGUGGUCAUCCUGCCCUUUAUGAAACACGGAGACCUACACAGCUACCUGCUCUACUCACGCCUUGGAGACUGCCCCGUGUACCUGCCGUCUCAGAUGCUGGUGAAGUUCAUGGUGGAUAUCGCCAAGGGGAUGGAGUAUCUCAGCAGAAACAACUUCAUCCACAGAGACCUGGCUGCAAGGAACUGCAUGCUGAAUGAGAACAUGAAUGUGUGUGUUGCUGACUUCGGCCUUUCUAAGAAGAUAUAUAACGGAGACUACUACCGCCAGGGUCGCAUCUCUAAGAUGCCCGUCAAAUGGAUCGCCAUCGAGAGCCUGGCAGACCGCGUCUACACCACCAAGAGCGAUGUGUGGUCAUUUGGCGUGACCAUGUGGGAGAUAGCAUCGCGCGGCCAGACUCCGUACCCAGGUGUGGAGAACAGUGAGAUAUAUGACUACCUGAGACAAGGGAACCGUCUCAAACAACCUCCAGACUGUCUGGACAGCAUUUAUCCCCUGAUGUUCUCGUGCUGGUUCUUGAGUCCUAAGGACCGUCCUCUGUUUGAGACUCUACGUGGGGAGCUGCAGAAGGCUCUCGAGGACCUGCCGGACUCCCAGGACCCAGAUGAGAUCCUCUAUGUCAACAUGGAGGAGUCGAUGGAACUGGGGGCCGUGGGGGGACGCGACCCAGCCGGGGGCCUGAAGGGCUUGGACUCUGUGGCCACGGUGGAGGUGCACCACACCCACCCGAGCCGCUAUGUCCUCUGUCCCCAACACGACACCAACCGCCUGCUCUCUGACUCCCUGGAGAGUCUUAACCUGGUGUCCUCCUCUUCCGCCACGCUGCCCCUGGGGACAACCCUACAACCCUCCGGCUGCUCCACCCCGACAAGCACGGCAGAGGUGCAGGAGGACAGGGGAGGGCCCAGGAAGGUACCCUGGUAGUGAUGAAGGGCUCUACGCUCACCACUGUCACAGAGUCAAUACAGACUGGUCAAUACCAUCAGAACUAUACAAUCCCUCCUGUUGGUAUUCACUGUCAGUCUUGACAGAUAGACUGGCCAAUACCAUUUAAUCCCAAUCAAAUCAUUUAGCAAGCCUUUUUUGCACAAACAUACUCCUACACACACCCAUACACACUCCUUUAGGCAUUCCACGUUGUGAUUGAAAUAGUGGGAUUGUCAAAAUGUAUAUAGUUACGUCCUCACAUCUCCUCCUUCUUAAGCACACUUCGUACCGUAAUGAGUCUACAGACUAUUGGCCCUGAAACCCUUCAGACAGACAAGACAGUAAAGACCAGUGCCCCUCAGACAGUAAAGACUAGUACCCCUCAGACAGUAAAAACCAGUACCCCUCAGACAGUAAAGACCAGUACCCCUCAGACAGUAAAGACUAAUACCCCUCAGACAGUAAAGACCAGUACCCCUCAGACAGUAAAGACCAGUACCCCUCAGACAGUAAAGAGUAGUACCCCUCAGACAGUAAAGACCAGUACCCCUCAGACAGUAAAGACCAGUACCCCUCAGACAGUAAAGACUAGUACCCCUCAGACAGUAAAGACCAGUACCCCUCAGACAGUAAAGACCAGUACCCCUCAGACAGUAAAGACCAGUACCCCUCAGACAGUAAAGACCAGUACCCCUCAGACAGUAAAGACCAGUACCCCUCAGGCAGUAAAGACCAGUACCCCUCAGACAGUAAAUACCAGUACCCCUCAGACAGUAAAGACCAGUACCCCUCAGACAGUAAAGACCAGUACCCCUCAGACAGUAAAGACCAGUACCCCUCAGACAGUAAAGACCAGUACCCCUCAGACAGACCAGACAGUAAAGACCAGUACCCCUCAGACAGUAAAGACCAGUACCCCUCAGACAGUAAAGACCAGUACCCCUCAGACAGUAAAGACCAGUACCCCUCAGACAGUAAAGACCAGUAC
Oncorhynchus gorbuscha (pink salmon) is the source of this 4334-nucleotide messenger RNA. Its product is annotated as tyrosine-protein kinase receptor UFO. Gene Ontology annotation, molecular function: ATP binding; protein binding; transmembrane receptor protein tyrosine kinase activity. Gene Ontology annotation, biological process: nervous system development; cell migration; positive regulation of phosphatidylinositol 3-kinase/protein kinase B signal transduction. The transcript is spliced from 19 exons. Lineage: Eukaryota; Metazoa; Chordata; Actinopteri; Salmoniformes; Salmonidae. Bases 611 to 3343 code for a protein of 910 amino acids. Gene Ontology annotation, cellular component: signaling receptor complex. The record is from RefSeq and is a predicted model, not a curated record.